AUGGCUCUGCUUUGGAUCGGCAGCUGUUUGGCCCUUGUGGUGUCAGCCCUGGGCUGUGGUGUGCCUGAGAUCGAGCCCGUGGUGAGUGGCUAUAGCAAGAUCGUCAACGGUGAGAAUGCAGUGUCUGGAUCCUGGCCCUGGCAAGUGUCCCUGCAGCAACCUGAUAAAUUCCACUUCUGCGGUGGCACCCUGAUCAACAACCAGUGGGUCCUGACAGCUGCCCACUGCCGUGUCACUCCCAGAUACCACCGUGUUGUCCUGGGGGCGCAUGAUCGUAGCUCCUCAGACGAUCCCAGCAUUCUGAAGAACGUUGACAAGGUCUUCUCCCAUCCAUCCUACGACCCCUACACUCUGGAGAAUGACAUCCAGCUGCUGAAGCUCUCGAGCCAUGUCACCUACAGUGCCCGCGUGUCACCCGUGUGUCUGGCCUCCGCCACCACCAGUUUCCCCGAUGGCACCCAAUGUGUCACCAGCGGAUGGGGAAGGAUCAGCACCACCCCUACUAUUCGUCCUAACAUCCUUCAGCAGACGGCGGUGCCCCUGGUCAGUAGUGAGGAGUGCCAGAAGGGACACCAGCACAAGGUGACGGACGUCAUGAUCUGCGCUGGAGGAGCUGGAGCUUCCUCUUGCCAGGGUGACUCUGGUGGCCCACUGGUGUGCGAGACCGACGGUGUCUGGACCCAGGUCGGCGUGGUCUCUUGGGGCAACAGGAACUGUGAUGUCAGCAUCCCUGCCGUCUACGCCCGCGUCUCGGAGCUGCGCAGUUGGAUCGACAAGACCAUCGCCCACAAUUAGAACCGAGAACUAAGAACCACAUCAGCCAUCCGUCAUUUCUAGAACUAUUGAACUACUGGAUCAUACUGUACAUCUGUUUGACGAUGAAAGCAAAAAGAACAUCAAUAAACCCUCUAGAAUCAACCAGAA
This is a messenger RNA of Engraulis encrasicolus (European anchovy), 924 nucleotides long. Its product is annotated as chymotrypsin B-like. The coding region runs from base 1 to 795 and encodes 264 amino acids. The record is from RefSeq and is a predicted model, not a curated record. NCBI's taxonomy places the organism in Eukaryota, Metazoa, Chordata, Actinopteri, Clupeiformes, Engraulidae. The transcript has 7 exons. Gene Ontology annotation, biological process: proteolysis. Gene Ontology annotation, molecular function: serine-type endopeptidase activity.